AACUGUUUAUGCCAUUUCAGUCCUUGGCUGUAUUUGUUACAAGUAAAGACCGAAAAAUGACUAUGUAGAACACUGCAGAGUGGAGGAAACUGACAGAUACAGGGAUACAGCAAGCCUGAACAAAGCAGAUGAUAUGACUGUCUGUGGGACGCACUUCUAUUCAUGAAAGGCAACCUCCUCCCGUUUUAUACAAUGAAGAGGAAGAUGCUGAUGGGUCUGACUCUGCUGCUCAUGAAGAUGUCACUCUUAGCUUCAAGCCUAGAAGAUCAAAGUCUGACGUGCUACACUGACAGCAUAGCCAACCUCACGUGCGAAUGGAACAGUUCGGAAUUCAGACAAAAACCGGAGACCAAAUGCCUCCUUCGUGGCGUCUGUAACUACUACAUUUCUGAAGAGAUUAAAGAAAGUGACCUGCUGCCCAUUGGAAACUCACAGUCCGAACUGCUUAAAGCAACCCUGACGUUUGAAAAUGAGUGUUUGAAAUGGAGUUUUUUAGUCCCUUUGGACGUGCUGUGUGGAGGUGUCAAAAAGGCAGGGAUCAGGAGUUUUAAUCUAGUGAUGAAUGUUAAGCUGCACCCUCCUGAGAAGCCACAGGUUGAUCGUGCAAAUGUGACCUGGAAGCUGGGCUCUCCUCAUCCACGAUUCAUAAUUAUGCAGAGGUUUGAAAUACAGUACAAAGAGCUGGAGCAAAGCUGGGAGGAGGUGGAGCCUUUAGGGUUACAAGAAAUGAGUUGUUUGUUGCCAGAAGAUCAGCUCGUUUUAGGCAGACAAUAUGAGGUCAGAGUGAGGUCCAUACCCAAAGAAAUACCAAAGUUCUGGAGUGACUGGAGUCUAUCCACUCAGUGGACUUCCACUGUGGGCAAACCUCCUCCUGAUCCCGGUGCUGUGUUGCCGAGGUGGUUCCCCAGUCUCACUGGCACUGCUGCUGUCAUUAUAGUCGCACUAGUCUUACUGGUUUUCUUCCGCUCCCACCCCGUCACAUGUUCUCUGAAGUCUCCAGGCAUACAUAAUCCUUUUGAACAACUCUAUCUCACUCAUGAGGGAAAUUUUAAGUCAUGGCUUGGAACUACUGUGUCCCCCGAGUCAUUUUUCAAAGCUGAACCUGAGUGCAUCUCUCCUAUGGUGAUCUGCAAGAUCCCAGACGGUAGUGGCCCUUGUAAGAAGGAGGAUAAGAGAAAGAGCUUCACCAACUCCACUUACUUCCUGUCGCAAAGCUCCAAAUGCAAUAUGAUGGACCCUCUGGAGCCUUGUUCGGAACAGUGCCCCUACGGCCCAGCAGGAGGUGGCAGUGUGGAAGAAAGAGCAUUGUCGGGCACUGAGGAGAGCCAUAAUAGUGACACUGAGAAUGAAGCUAGCACGAGUGACCAGAUGAGCAACAUGAGUGACCAGCUGGAGACAUCCUCCUCAUAUAAGCACCUGAAGAAGCUGAGAUUGGAUGUCCAAAGCCCAGACUCUGGCUUUGCUGCUGGGAGUGACCAGGAUAGCCAAGAGGAGUCUGGGAGUGAGGGUCUGCCCAGCCCACCAGUGGUGGAUGUUCCGUCCCUUAUAGGUGUUCUGCCCUGCCCGAUUCCACAGGCUCCCCAUGUGACUGGCUUCCCUCACCUGCUGUUUUUACCUCCAACUGGGCUUGGGUGGAGCCCUCAGAACACCAAACUCUUUGAAAUACCGACAUCCAUGAUCUCCACAAACACACUGAUGUGUAAUCCAGACAUCAUGGAUUGCUCUGGAAUGAUAGAGCCAGCUAGUGAGGACUAUAUGCCUGUGAAGAAGGUCCAAGAAUAAUAAUUUUGUGUGAGUUCUCAUGCAGAAAAGGGGACAGACAGUGAUGUGAUCACAUACUGCAAUGAAGCACGCUAGCUGGAUGAUGAACAGAUGAAGAGCAUUGAGCUCCCUUCUAAUCCACAACUAACCACUGGAUCUCCCAUUGAAACUUAGCUUUGCAAAUUCUGCCGUCUAUAUAAUAGAGCAUAUUUGUUAUUUGGAAGACACAACCUUAUGUAUAGAGGAUAAAUACACAUUAGCAUGACUGUGUGUAGAUGCACAAUAGCCUGAACAUGGAUUGUUCAUUAAUUGGUCAACAUUGCAUUCAUGGUAGUGACUUCCACAGAGCAUAACUAGCCUCGCUGUCUCUCUGGCUGGGUAGGAUGAACCUUAUCUUCACCCAUCUCUCUGCAUGAUGCUAGCCAACUUAGGCUUCUAUUAGCUGGCAUAACAGAAUUAGUGGUUAGACUUCUUCUCGAAGUAUGUGGAGCUGUCCAAUGUUGUGGACAUUGUUAGCAUCAUGCGCUAGGGGAAGACCCAACCAGCAGGUGGAAUUGUACAUGUCUAAAUUGAGAACACAUUUUAAAUUUUUUUUUAAGUAUUUAAAAAAAAGGUGACAGUAUUUCAAAAUUAUGAUGUUUUUGUCCAUAUCUGACCAGCCAAAUGAACAUAUUUAGAAGGGCUCACUGAAUGGUGGUGUGAAAGUUCGCAGAUAAGAGGCGCAACUUCAUUCAACUUCAGAAUUGGCUACACUCAUCUCUGAACGAAUAUGACUUCAGAUUUCACUCUAACGCCAGUCAUCGUUCAUUGAUUGAACAAAUAAGAGGAAGCUAUGUUCUCAGUACACACAUAGCUUUAUGUAGAAAUACAUGCCUUUAAAUGAGACUAGGCUUUGUUUCCAGUUGUAAAGUGUGAUAUAUUAAUGCACUAUAGGAGUUUUGUUUUGUUUCAAGUUUUUCAUUUUAAUGUGAUGUCCGUUUGAAGCCUUAGGCUUACAUUUGUGGGAAAACAUAAUACACCGACAGCCUUAAUGUUAGAUGGAGAGUCUUGCAAAAUGUUAAGUCAUUUUUUGUAGACUGCUUGUUUUAAACACAGUGUUAACAUAAAGAUUUUUGUUGUGGUGUGUGAGUGUGUUGUGUGUAUGUGUGUAUAAAUGUAGACAGUUACAAAUAAGCAAUAUAAAAAUACUACAGUGACUGUU
Messenger RNA from Pygocentrus nattereri (red-bellied piranha), 2962 nucleotides. RefSeq names its product interleukin-2 receptor subunit beta. The record is from RefSeq and is a predicted model, not a curated record. Lineage: Eukaryota; Metazoa; Chordata; Actinopteri; Characiformes; Serrasalmidae. Bases 163 to 1782 code for a protein of 539 amino acids. The transcript has 11 exons. Gene Ontology annotation, cellular component: membrane; external side of plasma membrane. Gene Ontology annotation, biological process: cytokine-mediated signaling pathway; immunoglobulin mediated immune response. Gene Ontology annotation, molecular function: protein binding; cytokine receptor activity.